This is a messenger RNA of Coregonus clupeaformis (lake whitefish), 1194 nucleotides long. Its product is annotated as complement C1q-like protein 2. NCBI's taxonomy places the organism in Eukaryota, Metazoa, Chordata, Actinopteri, Salmoniformes, Salmonidae. Bases 129 to 830 code for a protein of 233 amino acids. The transcript has a single exon. Gene Ontology annotation, molecular function: protein binding. The record is from RefSeq and is a predicted model, not a curated record.
UGCAGAGAGUUCCUGAAGACUUCAACUUUUCCUGCCAAACCCUCUAUAAAACUUGACAUAUAAAGAGAACUACGCAAGCUAAAAGACUACACAGAACUGACCUGUCUUGACAAGAAAAGGUUUUAAGAAUGAAGGGAGUUGUCGUCCUACUAAUACUGUCUCUGUGCCUCACACUGUCUGGGGCACAAGGUGAGGGGGACCAGGCGGGGACCAGUUUGUCUUACUGUGUGCCUGACACCUGCUCCUUUAUCAGAGAGCUGGCUGUCCUGAAGGAGAAACUAGGAACCAUGGACCAGAAACUAGUAGCUGUGGAGACCAGGCUACAAGCCAGCGUGAGCCAGGUGGAUGAACUGAAAAGUACAAACAAAGCUCAGGAAGAAGAACUGAAGACAUUAAAGAAGGACAUAGCAGCUGGUCAGCCAAAGGUGGCCUUCUCUGCAGCACUAAGAACGUCUGGUUCUGGGAACAUCGGACCCUUCACCACUGACAUACCCUUACAGUACAAAAGAGUCUUCUCCAACUUCGGCAGUGGAUACAACCCUGCUACAGGUGUCUUCACAGCCAUGGUCAAAGGAGUGUACUAUUUCCGCUACACCAUGUUCUACAGUGGAAACGCCAAUGCUGUCGUGUCUUUGAGGAAGAACAGCCAGAUGCUUGUGUCCUCGUGGGACGUUGGUUCCGGACCUGCACAAGACUUCGCCAGCAAUGCAGCCGUAGUGGAGCUGGAGGUGGGAGACAGUGUCUACGCCCAGCUCAGUGCUAACAGGGAAGUCUUUGAAGAUGGCGGAAACUACAACACCUUCAGUGGGUUUUUACUCUUUCCCAUGUAAUAUCAGUAACACGUUUACAGUUCAUUUGGCUGUACAUAAGAGAAGGGUUUUGGGAAAAUACAUCACAACAGUAUGAAAGUCAAACAAAAUAAAAAGUUUACAAAAAUACAAAGUUGCGCUCUGAUUGAACUGUGAUGUCGAGACAGGGCCUGGUGUACUAGACAAAUAUAUAUAUAUAUUGCAUUGUUGUGACUGGCGCACUGAUCAAAGGUCACUGUCUGCUGUAAUAGUUGUGGUUUGAUGUUUAAUGAAGAACAGGUUCAAGCUGGUUGACUGAGGUGUUGGGGACGGUUGUGUUUGUUGAUCUUCUCCAUUGUUGUGACUGCUGGACUGUAGCCGUUUCAUUAAAGCCUUCUUACUGCUU